GCUAGUUUUACUCUUAUUUGUUUUAAAGGAGGUCAAGAUUCAAUGUAAUUCGGUGGCAUGAAGCAGAAUAUCAGGCAGGGAUUCGAGGAUUCGCAGAAGCAGUUUGAUGACCUGUUGAAUACGUUGUCAGGUAUUGAUUGUGAGAACACUAUGCCGUCUCAGGACACCAAGGAUCCUAGUUUGAAGAGCUUGUCGUCCUCCAGAUCUAGUUUGACUAAGAUUUCUUCCGUUUCCAGUAAUAACAGGAGCUCCACAGCUCCUAGUAAGAAGUCUUCAGUUUCUUUUUCUAGUGCUGAUGUGCAGCCAAACGAAAGACAUCAGUCUAAAUCUGCUCUCAGUUCAAUCAGUAGUAAUUUCCGUGUCAGAAAAUCAAAAAGUUCAGACUUUGGACGGUCAAAUAAGAUGAGUUAUACGCAGGCCGCGGAACCAAAUCCUCGCAGGAAAUCCGGGUAUCACUCGGGGCCAGACGUUCGCUCCGGAAGGAAAUCUGACUAUCAUUCGGGGCCAGAUUCUCGUUCUGGAAAGAAAUCAGGAUAUCACUCGGGACCUGAUUCCCGUUCAUUGAAGAAAUCAGACAGUAAGGCCGAAUCAGAUGUCCGUUCAGUAAAGAAAUCAGAAUUUAAUCCCAUGUCAGAUUUUCGUUCAGACUUUAAUUCCGGAAUAGACCCACACUCUGCAAAGAAAUCUGGUUCGGGGCCAGAUUCCCGUCCAGCCAAGAAACCAGACUUAAAUCCUGGGCCAGAUUCCCACCCAGCCAAGAAAUCUGCUAAAAAGUCCGGGUACCAUUCUGGACCAGACUCUCGUUCAACUAAAAAAUCUGGUAAAAAGUCCGGUUAUCAUUCUGGACCAGACUCAACUAAAAAAUCUGCUAAAAAAUCCGGUUACCAUUCCGGACCAGACUCCAGAUCAGCCAAAAAGUCCGAAGUAAAAAGUCCGGACUCCAGACAGAGCUCUCGUCCUAGCUCUCGAGCAGAGAGCGAGGCCACCUCCAAAACAUCCACUUCCUCUCGAGGACCCCAAGCUCCCAGUAAAAUCACCUACGAUUACUCAGCCGAACCCAAGUCACGUGACCAAGCAACCAAACUCUACCAGCCCUCCUCAGACUCCCACUCCCAGAGCUCCUCCAACAACAUCUCAGAAACAGACAGUAACCCCCAGCGGAGGAUAAUAUCAGAUUCCCAGAGAGAAGCAGGCAGCUACUCUCCCAGCUCAUACGAGUCUCUAGCUCGGGAUCAGAUGGACGCUAGGCAGCUCUUUAACCCUUAUAUAGACGGUACAGGGAGUUAUCCCCUCCAUUCGUCCCCGUUUGGGCCACUGCCAGGAUCCAAAGUCGGGCCGGUUGAUCCGAGGGUGCUCCAGGGGUCGUCCCAGGACAGUCUAUCAGCCAGUACGAACAGUAAUAACAACCCAAGUGACCCAAUGUCACCCCACCUUACAUCCCCUCCUUCUUCAGAGAAUAGGGCUGGUUUCUACAAGGGUCGAGUACAAGACAAACUAGCCCUCCCACCCCAGACUUCCCCAGAGUGGGUCUCAGGAACCAACGGUACAGGCCACUGUGGGGACUGUGAGACUACAGAACAACAGCUGAGAGUGGGGGCUGUCAACAUUGUACGGGAGAACGAGACUAGACUCACUAACGCUCUCAAGAGUGUCAAGUCCCAGAGAGCGACGAGUGGUUACCGCAGUGACUCAGUCCUCGGACCCUCCAGCACGGACCACAAGAAACGUAACCACCGCUCAGUAGACAAGAUCUCCAACCUCCACAAGUCCACCGAGAACCUCAAGACUAAUUACGUGGAGCUGGCUUCAUUCGGACCUCCUCCUCAGAAACCAGCGGGUAAAGCUUACAACAGUGGGGUUAAACACACACCACAGCCACAACCUCCUAGUAACGGGGUUCUUGGUAACAGUAGUCAUGGUAACGGUAGUCAUGGUAACAACGGGACCCAGAAGAGCGAGCACGCGUAUGCUAACCUGCCCACACGCUACAAUACUGCACCCAACUCUAACAACCACGUUAACAACGACCAGGUAAAACCUCCCCGACCCCGACUACAACCGUCCCGGUCAUUCCACCACGCGUCCCAAUUACUGGUGGAGCAGCAGCCCCGCCCCAGAACCAACUCCCUGCCGGGGGUGGGGGACUGGGGGGCCUCCUUCCCUGGGCCUCUCGAGGGGGAGUAUGAGUUCGUGGACGAGUUCAUGUUAGCAGGUGGACCCCCAAUAAUGAACGGGCACACAGACCAGAUCUACAAGCUGCAGAACACAGUGUCAGCUCCCUCCGACAUGUCUGGUAAUGACACGUGGCAUGGUCCUGAACCCAGCGUAACUCCUGUACCACCCGCUGAUAUUCCUAACAGAACUAUCACAGACCUAGCCCCAAUCCCUCCCAAAAGAACAGAGAGCUCCAGGUUCUCCUCCAGAUUAAAGCGGAAGAAGGACAGCAAGUCAACUCCCUCCACUCCUAGCUCUACUCCUGAUCCUAAAGCAACCCCUCAGAAGGACGGAUCUUUCUUUGCCAAGGCAUCGCAGAUGUUCAGGAAGCGGAAGAAGGAACGCCCGCUGACGUACGCCGAGCUGAUGAGGCUGUUUGCGCCGCCUCCUCCGCAGGGGCUCCUGCGCGCCUAUCACACCGAGGGUAGCCGCGCUACUGACAACUAUGCGUACAACGUUAAAGUAGGUAUGAGGAUUAGUCCAAACCCGCAGAACAAGGAGUCUAUAUUGUCAGUAGAUGAGGGAAAAUCUACUGUUCUAAUCGCUAAUGAGACUCUUUUCUUUGAUUACGUUCACGGUCCCCAAAGUAAGCAGAUAGACGUGUGUUCCUCUAUGUUGUCUGAUGUUCUCCCUGCUAUUCUACACGGCAGAUCCGUUGUCGUGGUUACCUUCGGCAAAAACUCUCUCGGUCGCCAAUUCUCUCUGAUCGGAUCACGUGACUCCACCCAAAGUCUAGGACUGGUCCCGACCGCUGUCACGUGGUUAAACAAGCUGGGAGAUGAUGACAGAAGCAAGUGUGGACCUAACACUGUUCACGUCACCUCUCUUAGAUUAGACGAGCAGAAGUCGCUGAGUGAGUUUGUUUCCCCGGCAACUAUCUCUAAAUCUGAGGAUCUGGGAAAGUAUUUGGAUAAACUGACUUUAACUCUGCCUGCUCGGGAGCAUCCUAACGACGAGGCUCUAAUAAUAAACAUGACGUUCUCCAAGUCUAAAUCUAAAAAGAAGAACAAGGAUAACUUUGGUAUGCUGACUUUCAUUGAUGUGGGCACUCCUAUUCGCAAGAACGAUAAUUCCAACGUUCUUUGUUGGCAGUGGCUGCAGGACGUAACCCAAACGACGGGGAACAAAUUCUUCGAAACGUUCGUCCAACUCCGCCACAAUCUGAUGCAGAGUAAAACCCACAUCGUGUCGGUUGGUCACAUAACCCACAGUCCUAAAGAUUACCAAGCUAUAGGUAUCACUCUUAACCUGGCUACUAGACUUUAUAUGCGUCAUCUGCCGGCAGCUAAGAGGAGUGAACUACAGAGGCUGAAGCGGGAGAAGGAAUAUUCGUCUGCUACCUCCACUGGAGAGGAAUCUGCUGAUACUGUGAUCUACAGACCAGGACUAGCUAGUGACGGAGAAGGACCCCCCAAAUCUUACCUCCCUGAGCGAACUAAGGGUGACGGACAGGAGAAAUCCCCUCAGUUCUGCAACAACAAGCGACCACCAGGACGGAACUACAGUGACACGGAAGAAGCCAGGAAACCCAGGUUACCUACCGGUUAUCAUAGUGACACUGGUAGGGCGCACGUGAGACGAGGUACGGGGUACGCUAGUGAUGGUGGCAGCUACAAACCCUCCCUUCACAAUUACACGCGGCCGGUAGCACCCCAACAGCAGCCUACAACCUCUCACCAGCCGUCCCGGUCUCGUCAGUAUGCUCUGACUGACAGCGAGGACUUACGGCACACUUCUGGAUCUGCCAGACAACACAAACAGUUUGCUAGUGAUACUGAGAACUUGACUGGAGUUCAUGUUGAACCUCCAAAACGCCGUCAAACCUCCAAAACAGCUCAAACUGCUGAAGAUGUUCGACAGAAGCGGGUCCAGAAAAACCAGCAACAGUUAAAACGAUACUUUGAACUGCUCAGGUUAAAGAAUCAGAGAGAGGCUAUUCUGCAGCAAUCUAAAGAAAUGCGAGGAAUAUCAACCCCAGACAGUGCAGUUAGUGAAGACAAAGCAGUAGACAAAGCAGGAUGGUCUGCAGAGAACCCCACUAAAUCAGCCCCAGUGCAGGACAACGUGGUAGAUCCUAUCCUAGAGGAGGACAAGGAGAACGAGGAAGUGAAACUCCGAGUACGAACUGGAUCAGAAUCUCGGAGUAAGGUAGAUAACAGACGUCUCUACACUAUAUACGACACGGAGGAUGAUGGUGCGGUGCUGGACCAGUUCCUGGACGAGAACCGUCCCCGGAGGAGCAAGUCAGGGUACAAGAGCGACAGUGGGGUUAAAUCCAGUAGAGAGAAGACGGAGAUAUCCCGGGAGUGGCUUCAGAAGAUCAAGAAGAAGAGGCAGACUCCCCCCACUGGCAAGUUUAUAGACUACGGACCUAUUGACUUCAGUGAGAAGCCCCAGAUAAGAGAGGUGAAGCCGAAGAGAGUGAAGAACUCUAUGUCAGAGGACGAGUUGUUAACCAGGGGAAAUGGUGCUAACGUCAAUAAUCGAGACUUGAGGCACAGUGACAGGCGGAAUGACAAGAGGUCAGGAUACAGCACUGAUGCUCCUUCUUCCAACUCCUCCAGCGCUCGACCCAAACCCCGGAGUUCUGGGUACCAGUCAGACGGUCCCUCGCAGAGACACAGACACCGCAACAACCGACACGCUGAAAAUCAGUCUGAGAAAAAGAGGGUAGUCCAAGAAGUAGAGGAACUUUACUUAGAUCAACUGUAUGAAGAGGUGCAAGAGAUCGAGCAGUUGGUUCAGCACAAGAUGCAGUGGAGGGGUGCUGUUCAGGACCUCGACUAUUUCGACCAGCAAAUUAGGAUCCUGGAACGGCGGAACUCUCUGAUCGAAAAACUCCGGAGGAAACAAUUCGAACUGUUAUCAGAACUGAAGUGUACAAAAGACAACUUGAUGAGCACCGAUUGGAAACCUGACUUAACGGUGGACAGUACGAUGAACGAAAACUCGCCCGGCUAUCUCAGUGCACUGUGGAAGGAGACCAGUAACCUGGAGACGCGCGUCAAUACGUGCAAAUCUAAAAUUCUAGUCGAAACAUCAUUCAUGUGAAGAAAACACGUGAUUGAUAACGUGACUUACCAAGCAAUGUAUCAAUCGGAUUUUACUUGAGACCAUUCCUGUGGCGAAAUCAGUGUUUUCUAGGACGGUGAUUUUUACCCGUUACUGUCAGAGAGUUGCAUGAGAAUGAGGAAAUGUGAAGCUGUCUGACGUCAUCAUAUCACAUGUCAUCAGUUAUACUUUUCACCUUCAGAUGAAUAAAGAAGAUUGAUCCGAUCCAGUCAAAAGACAUGAUUUCAGAAGGUUAAAACCUAAUUUAUAGGUUUAAAUUGUUGUAAGGGAUUUAAAAACUCUUGUGUAAAGUAGAGCAAUUGCUUUGUUUAAAUAAGUGUGAAUUAUCGUUAUUUUAUUAGAUACA
Molecule: messenger RNA, 5632 nt
Organism: Bolinopsis microptera
Lineage: Eukaryota; Metazoa; Ctenophora; Tentaculata; Lobata; Bolinopsidae
Exons: 20
Coding region: 58-5265 (1735 amino acids)
Biological process (GO): microtubule-based movement
Molecular function (GO): ATP binding; microtubule binding; microtubule motor activity
Source: RefSeq, a predicted model, not a curated record